AUGUCGAUACAUCCGUCGAGACAAGCAUAUGUUGAAGAGGAAGAGGCAGACGCAGGCAUUGAUAUCAACAGCAUACCAAUCGACCGCAACCAUGCCAUACCUUCAUCCGGCGGCCGGCAUGCGAACACGGUCCUCAACGACUUCGCCCGGAAACGAAAAGCAGCCGCCCUAGCAGUCCCCACAGAUGACAAGCGAGUGCGACUCGAGCUGCGACAACGGAGCGAACCUAUCACAUUAUUCGGUGAGCGACCUGAGGAUCGGCGAGACCGACUACGAGGACUUCUGCUCCAGGAGCAAGAAGGAGGAGAUGGAGAAGUCCCUGACGAAGAUGCGCCAAUGCGGGAUAUGUUUGAUGAGGAUGAAGACGAGGAGGAAGGUGAGUUCUAUACCCAAGGCUCCGACGCAUUGUUAGAGGCACGGAAGGAGAUGGCGAAGUUCAGUCUGCCAAGAGCGAAGAAGAGGAUUCAGCAUCAGAGGCUGGAAAGUGCGAUACCGGUGCAAACUCAUGUCAAGUUUCGGAAGGGAAUGAAGGAGAGGCUAGGAGGCUUCGAACUAUUUGGGAGUCAGAUCGCGAGCGAGAGGCCAAUGAGUAUUGUGCGCUUCGCGCCUAACGGCGAGGUGAUGGCUUGUGGUGAUUGGGCUGGGAGUAUUAAACUAUUGGAUGUGCCGAACCUCGAGACGAAGGCUGUGCUCAGAGGACACAAGCAGAUGGUGGGUGGACUGUCUUGGUAUCCAGGUGCUACGCUCCCCGACUCUGGAGUCAGCCCCGAAAACCUCAAUCUGGCUUCAGCAGGGGGCGAAGGCGAUAUUCAUCUCUGGUCGCUGAAUCAGGAUACUCCCAUCAGUACUUUAUCAGGCCACGCUGCUCGAGUCUGCCGAACGGAGUUCCAUCCCUCGGGUCAAUAUCUUGCUUCGGCUUCCUACGAUACGACCUGGCGACUCUGGGACGUGGCGACAACGACCGAACUCCUGCUACAAGAAGGUCAUAGCAAAGAAGUCUUCACUGUCGCCUUCAACAUCGAUGGUAGUCUUAUCGUCUCUGCUGGUCUGGACAGUAUUGGUCGCGUAUGGGAUUUGAGGACUGGGAGAACGGCGAUGCUGUUGGAGGGACAUGUGGCGCCCAUUCAUGCGGCUGAUUGGGGCGUGGAUGGGUAUAGGGUACUUACUGGCAGUGCUGAUGGUUUCGCGAAAUGCUGGGACCUGAGGAGUCUUAGGGAGACGGCCAGUAUCGGUGCUCAUAAAGGUGGCGUGACCGAUCUGAGGUGGUUCAAAGGUACAGAUGGACCGCUAUCUGGACAGACUGCGGAGAGCAAAGCAGCGGAGGAUGUGACGAUGACGAAUGGUGGCAAUGAGGAAGACAACGAGGCUGCAGAAGGCGGACGGUCACGAGAGCCGAAGAAAGCAGGCACGUACAUUGUCAGUAGUGGCUUUGACAAGGCUGUCAAUGUCUGGUCUGCAGACGACUGGGCGCUGUGCAAGUCGCUUACAGGCCAUGAUGGUACUGUCUUGGCCGCGGAUGUCACGCAGGACUCGAAGUGGAUUGCUUCGUGUGGACGAGAUCGCACUGUUAAGCUUUGGGCGAGAGACGAUAUGUCGGGUAUAUGA
This is a messenger RNA of Recurvomyces mirabilis, 1605 nucleotides long. RefSeq lists its product as uncharacterized. The record is from RefSeq and is a predicted model, not a curated record. Gene Ontology annotation, molecular function: U4 snRNA binding; protein binding; U6 snRNA binding. The coding region runs from base 1 to 1605 and encodes 534 amino acids. Gene Ontology annotation, cellular component: U4/U6 x U5 tri-snRNP complex. The transcript has 3 exons. NCBI's taxonomy places the organism in Eukaryota, Fungi, Ascomycota, Dothideomycetes, Mycosphaerellales, Teratosphaeriaceae. Gene Ontology annotation, biological process: mRNA splicing, via spliceosome.